Molecule: messenger RNA, 2592 nt
Organism: Glarea lozoyensis ATCC 20868
Lineage: Eukaryota; Fungi; Ascomycota; Leotiomycetes; Helotiales; Helotiaceae
Exons: 4
Coding region: 1-2592 (863 amino acids)
Biological process (GO): actin cytoskeleton organization
Molecular function (GO): actin binding
Source: RefSeq, a predicted model, not a curated record
AUGGCCGCCCUCGUCCAAGCAUACCCACAACAGUCCAGUACCGUCACCAUGCUCCAGACUCGUCCAUCUUCUGCCUCUGGCAUCCUUCAAAAUCCUGGCCCAGGCCAAUCUCACCCAUAUCCAACAAGUGCACCCCAAUCGAACCGGAAUAGUUUCCACGGGAUGAAUAAUACUAUGGGCGCAUCUACCUAUCGUGGGGCUACAACGGUAGCACCGAUAGCACCGUAUGCUUUCACGACUACACCCAGUCUCAAUAUGCCGGGUCAGCGGACAGGGAGUGUGCCACAUAUUCAAGCAAACCAAAGAACAAGCUCGGCUCCUGGCUCUGUACCGACUCUCAGACAGUCUGAGCCUAGCAAUGGUUCACGAUCACGAUACCCAGCUCCUGCUUCAGUAUCAACAACGUCUUCAUCGAGCUCGUCAGACCUUUCAUCUCUCAGCCAGAGGUCCGGCGCCAAAGACGACUCAUCAAUUGGCGGUUCUACACGAGCAUCGUCUGGCAAUCCGAGGCCUAGUUCAACUCUUCUGUCCGGCAAUGGGGUGAAUUUAGCACCUCCACCUCAAUCAUCGCCAGGCAAAGCCGCUCCGGACAGGUAUCGAAGGCCAAACAAUGGCCGUUCGCAAUCAUCAACCACCUCGUCAGUCAAUAAUGCUACUGUCGCUACCGCUCAAACCUCGACUCUUCCAAAUGUGAUGCAAUUCUACAGUGCUGCUACACAAAAACCCGCUACUACAUCUCCGCCGAAAUUCAACCUGCAGAUGCCGCAAUUUACCUCUCAGACCCUUGACUUGAGUCCAAGUUUGAAAACAGUUGAUGACUCCCAGAUCAAUCGACAUAUUUCUCAAGAUCAAGCGAAAAGAUAUCGUCGGCGAAGCAUACACACUAUUGAUGCAGGGGACUAUUCUUCAGGUGCCCCAAUUCUUAACCCGGCAGGAUUGCUGCAGCAGGGGUCGAGACAAAGCAGCAGUGCCAAUGGCAGGAUUGAUCACCAACAACAGCAUCCCUUACGAAGUUCACCCAUCGUCAAUCAUCGUCCCUCUUCUUCUCAUGGACGAACAGGUAGCAGUGACAGCGUAGGUUCCGCUCGUGGCAGUCCUCAUUCACGACCAACUUCCGCCAACAAGCGAGAAGCCGGCGCCUCUAUGGCAUCUGCAAACCCCGCCUCAUCAUCAAUUACUGCAACAUCCACUUUGGCCGCUGAACACACCACAAUCAAGCAUGACCUCCCUAAACUUGUAAACAUUCCACCGCGUGCUUCAUCUUCCGAUGCCGCAAAGCGAAUUGCCAAUCCAUCUCCUUUGUCGAAGCCGAUGACGAUGAGCCCUGAGUCUGCGGCCCCGGCCUCCAAAGACUCCUUUGCAUCGGCGGUAAACGCGGCCCUUCAGCAGCCUCCUAAGCAAACAUAUGCGCAGGUCGCAAAUGCCGGUAGUCCUGCUGCUAAACAUUUGGCCGCUUUAAACGAUCAAGAUGCAAAGAAAAGUAAAACUUCUCGAUUACGAAGAGCAUUUUCAUUUGGUAGCGCAGCAGAAUUAAGAAGGGCUUCGGCGCAGAAUAGUGCAGCAGCCAACAAUGGGUUAUCUGCCGCCGACCGGUCGAAGAUUCGCAAAGAAAAAUACCAAGAGGAUCAAGAUGCAGAACAAGCAAAAAUUGCUGAGCAGCAGGAGGCUGCUGGCAUUGGGUCUGGAAUUUAUUCGGGUCAGGGAAAUUUCUUUGGAGGAUCCACGGAUAAUCUAUCCAUAUCAUCCACCGCUUCUUCGGCGUCUGUGAUGAUACGAAAGAUGGGAAAGGGCAUGAAGAAAUCUACAAGAUCACUAGUCGGACUUUUUCGACCUAAGUCUGUUAUCGGGGUUCCUGCAGCAGACUCAGCUCUACCUCAAGCCAGCCAAGCACAAGUGUCAAUGGUCACUGUUGAAGCUGAGCGAGAGAAAGUCAACGUGAAUGCUAAUCCGCAUGACCAGGCUGGCGGUGGCACCGGUUAUCCUCGUCUUGAAAGGAAUUCCGUUGAAGCGGGUCAUGUUGGUGUGACUCCUGAACGACUAGGAAGCUCUUCUACCGAAAACUCUGGCGCUAGAAGAAGCAUUGUUGGCGGUGAAAGAGAGCGAGCAGAGGUGUUGGCGGCAGUUAAGAAAGGCAUCUUGAAGCGCUCUGGAACUGACUCUGGUAACUCAUCUCCUGUGAUUCGACCACUCGACCAAAAGACGCCCAAUUUUCAACUACCACAAAUACCCAAUAUGAGUGACACCCCUAACUCAUCUGCGCCCUCAACUCCAAACGAUGAUCAGCAAGCCCACAAAAGGACGGGAUCAGUCACCCUAGGUGGGGAGGAUUACUUCAUGUCCGCCUUGCGAUUCAGAGGGGACUCCAAAAGCGUCCCAACCACUCCUCAAGGUGCAAAACAACGUGCGACUUUUAGUCCAAGGAUUGUUUUUCACGACACCUGGCCCAGUCAGGAAUAUGAUCGUCGAGGAGAAAUUGCUACUUGUAACCGCUUGACUCCCAUGCUUGCCCAACAGAUCAAAGAGGAGCUAAACACUUUCAAGAUGGAAAUGGAAGUGCACGAAAGUUCUAAAGUUUACACACAUUUCUUCUAA